Molecule: messenger RNA, 1247 nt
Organism: Tachysurus vachellii
Lineage: Eukaryota; Metazoa; Chordata; Actinopteri; Siluriformes; Bagridae
Gene: pfdn2
Product: prefoldin subunit 2
Exons: 4
Coding region: 83-559 (158 amino acids)
Biological process (GO): protein folding
Cellular component (GO): prefoldin complex; cytoplasm
Molecular function (GO): protein folding chaperone
Source: RefSeq, a predicted model, not a curated record
UUAUAUAUAUACAGGCGUUCGGUCUGGACAGCUCUGUGAAGGCGACGUAGGGGUCCUGACGUCUACAGCACUUCAUUUCAACAUGGCGGCGAACAGCGGUAGCGGCACGGGGAGUAAAAGCGGUGGAGGAAAGCAGUCUGGUCCUUCUGCCGAGCAAGUUGUGGCAACGUUCCAGAGGAUGCGGCAGGAGCAGCGCAGCAUGGCCUCAAAAGCUGCUGAACUGGAGAUGGAGAGCAAUGAACACAGCCUCGUCAUCGACACGCUGAAGGAAGUCGACCCCUCUCGGAAGUGCUAUCGUUUAGUCGGGGGUGUUUUGGUGGAGAGGACUGUAAAAGAAGUGCUGCCUGCGCUGGAGAACAAUAAAGAACAGAUAUCAAAGUUAGUCAUGUCACUCAACACGCAGAUGCAGACGAAAGGGCGGGAGCUGACUGAGUAUCGGGAACGUUACAACAUCCGCCUGGUGGGCGAAGACGACAAACAGGGCAAAGGCAAUGCGGCUCAGGGCAAAGAAAGCGAAGAAGGAGGAUCUAAAAGCGGAGCUGGAGUUCUUGUUUCUUAGUCACUUUAGCUUUUCACAUUAACCUAUAAUUUAAUUGUGUAAGGUUUGAGAGCCUGAAUAUUGUGAAGAUGACAAAUUUACAUGUGAAUUUUGUAUAUUCAUAAUGUUGAAACGGUCUCUAAACUUUUCCUCUGAACAAUGAACAGCACAGCUGAUGGAGAAUAUUCUUACAGUUAUACAGCAGAGACAGUAACUUUACAUUUAUGGGUUUAUUUUGAGUGUAGCCGUGACCUUUAAUCCCUAAUCUCUCCUCCCCUCUUAAAAUGCUUUGUGUAGGAUAAUGUAAAUUACAGAUUAUACACAACUCAGUGUCCUACAUAUGACACAUACUGAACAACUGCUUUUGCCUUUCACUUUGUAAUGAAUGUGAUACAAUACGAAACAGACUACAUCCGAUGCACCCUUAAAUGCUUAGACGUGUCUCUUUAGGCACAUAAAAAGCUUAUACCGUCUUACAUAUAGCUAAUAGCUAAUUAAUGUCCAUUGCUGUGAAUGUUCACAAAACUGAACGACGCCCCAGGAUUUUGAACCUUAACAUAGAGUGCUUCAAUUAUGAAAAAAGGUUUCCUCAACACUUUUUGCUUUGAAAUCGGAACACAGCUCUUCCUUGUCAACUUUGAAUAUUUUUUUUUUUUUUAUGUUUGUCUUGUUUGUUUUGGUUAAUGAAUUAAAAUGCCAACUUGAAUAA